AUGUCUCAACCCUUGCCAAGCAGGGCUAGAGUUUAUGCAGAGGUCAAUACACACCGACCUCGAGAAUACUGGGAUUAUGCAUCCCAUGUGGAGGAAUGGGGAAAUCUGGAUGACUAUAAGCUAAUUCAAAAAUUAGGUAGAGGGAACUAUAGUGAAGUAUAUGAAGCUAUCAAAGUGUCAACAAACGAAAAAGUUGCUGUGAAAAUGCUCCAUCCAAUUAAGGCUCAGAAAAUAAAGCGUGAAAUAGCAAUUUUAGAGAAUUUACGAGGUGGUCCCAACAUCAUAAUGUUGACAGCAACUGUAAAAAGUCCUCGAUCAGGAACCCCAGCACUAGUUUUUGAACAUGUAAAUAACACCCAUUACAAGAAAUUGUACCAGAUCUUAACAGACUAUGAUAUACGGUUUUACAUCUAUGAGAUAUUGAAGGCCUUAGAUUAUAGUCAUAGCAUGGGGAUUAUGCACCGAGAUCUCAAACCUGAUAACAUUGUAAUUGAUCAUAAGCAAAGAAAGUUACGGGUAAUUGAUUGGGGGUUGGCAGAAUUUUAUCAUCCAGGCCAAGAAUAUAGUGUCCGAGUUGCUUCCCUAUACUUUAAGAGUCCUGAGCUGCUAGUAGAAUAUGAGAUGUAUGAUUACAGUUUGGAUCUGUGGAGCCUGGGGUGUAUUCUAGCAAGCAUGAUAUUUCGCAAGGAGCCAUUUUUCUGUGGCUGUGACAAGUAUGAUCAAUUGGUGAGAAUAGCCAGUGUUCUGGGAACAAGCGAUUUAUAUAAGUACAUUGAAAAAUACAAUAUAGGAAUAGAUCCAUAUCUCCAUGUACUCUUGGGUAAACACCCCCGUAUUAUAUGGGAGAAGCUGGUCCAUAAUGAAAACCAGCAUCUUGUCAGUCCAGAGGCCCUUGAUUUACUAGGUAAGCUGCUACUAUAUGACCAUCAGUCACGGCUUACUGCCAAAGAGGCCAUGAAGCACCCCUAUUUCUCAGCUAUCAUUAAGGGCCAGGCUCAAACAGAUUCACCCAGUAAACCAAGAGGCAGUAUGCCUGCCAUCAGUUGCAAAGGUAUGCCAGAGGCUUCUCUGCUGCCAGUCCCGUCACCACCCCUUGGAUCUCUGCAUGAUUCCUCAGUGACUGACACUUCUGCUGCCCCUGAGAAUCCUGUUCCAUCUACACCUCAUGUUCAGAAAUAA
Molecule: messenger RNA, 1179 nt
Organism: Sorex araneus (European shrew)
Lineage: Eukaryota; Metazoa; Chordata; Mammalia; Eulipotyphla; Soricidae
Product: casein kinase II subunit alpha-like
Exons: 1
Coding region: 1-1179 (392 amino acids)
Biological process (GO): protein phosphorylation
Cellular component (GO): nucleus; protein kinase CK2 complex; cytosol
Molecular function (GO): ATP binding; protein serine/threonine kinase activity
Source: RefSeq, a predicted model, not a curated record